CUUGCACAAGCGCUCCCAUGUUGCAUAGCGUAGAGGCAGACGUGAGCGCAGUGGGCGCAGUGAGAGCGACAGUUGUAGUGAGCGUGUGUAUGUGACAGACCCAGCGCAGCUCCAAAAAGUGUCUGUGGGAGCGCCUCGGCGUCAGGCGCGCUCCUCUCGCACCAACACCGGGGACCAGACUGGCGACACGCACCGAGGACGGAGAGCCAGCGGCGCGCCACCCGGGAGCACACUUUGACCAACACACUCGGGGAAGCGGUGGCAGAAAAGCUGGAACUAAACUACAUUCACUGACCUGUGAGCGAUGCACUGGCAGCAUGGCCAAGUGGUUCAAGGAGCACCUAGGAUUCAAAACUACCAAAGCACCCCCUCCGGCGCCCCCGAAACCGGACUACCGCCGCUGUCACACCGUGGUGACCGGGGCGCCAGGCUAUCAGAGCUCCGGGGGGGCUGCCUUUCCCUCCGGCGCACAGCCGGACAUCCUCACCGCUUACAAAAUACAAAAGGAACUGGACUUCGAGGACCCGUACACUCCCGGUGGAAAUAUUUCCUUCGGCUCGAGUUUGAACACUGUGAGUUCACCGGAUAUCAAAUAUGUUUCCCCCACGCACAGACUUAUCAAGGUGGAAACGGUGGAAAAGAGCAGCCCCGCGCCGGGCGGCACCGUCACCGUCACUCAGGCUGUGGCAGUGGGCAGCGUUAAAUCCCCCACUUCACCUCCCUCAGAGCAUGACAACAAGGAGAAGCUUAUUAUUCUGGAGGACUAUGCGGAUCCUUUCGACGCCGAGCAGGCCGGAGGCAUUCAGCCCUCGAUGGAGAAAGUGACAACGGAGAAUGAUGGCUACAUGGAGCCGUACGAGGCGCAGAAGAUGAUGGCAGAGAUUCGAUCUGGAGGGCGAGCGCCUAAAGAUGGCCCUGUGAGGCAGCUCCCCCUGUACGACACGCCCUACGAGCCAGCGGAGAACGGGGGCGAUUCUGACCCGGAGCGGUUACUCUGCCCCCGCGAGAGCCGUCUGCCCCAGGACGAUGAGCGGCCGCCUGAGGAGUAUGACCAGCCCUGGGAGUGGAAGAAGGAGAGGAUUUCCAAAGCCUUUGCCGUAGAGAUUAAAGUGAUCAAGGACCUCCCGUGGCCCCCUCCUGUGGGGCAGCUCAACACCAGCCCUCCUCCCACACUAGAGGAGGAGCUGGACUCUCCGUCUCAGCCAGCGCAGGCCUCCCCAGGACAGGCAGCGUGUGACCAGCACCACCAUGUCCAAUUCGAUGGCGUGGAGAAGUCCCGAAUGUCGCCUACUAAAGAUGGGAAAGCUCGGCCACUCCAGCGACACUCCAGUGGGUGUCUAGUUAACACCAAAAUGACCUCAUUGGACCACAGCAGCUCUUCCAUGGGGGAGCGUAUUGACCCCGCCAUGCCCCUGGAAAACCAGUUCUGGUACCAUGGAGCCAUCAGUAGAACAGAUGCAGAGUCUCUGCUCCGGCUGUGUAAAGAGGCCAGCUACCUGGUGAGAAACAGCGAGACCAGCAAGAAUGAUUACUCCCUCUCUCUUAAGAGCAGCCAAGGCUUCAUGCACAUGAAGCUCUCGCGGACCAAGGAGAACAAGUACAUCCUGGGCCAGAACAGCUGCCCCUUUGACAGUGUGCCUGAAAUCAUCCACUUUUACUCGAGCCGCAAGCUUCCCAUUAAGGGGGCCGAGCACAUGUCCCUGCUGUACCCUGUGGCCAUCAGGACACUAUAAUGUUCGGGGGCACCUGCUGGCAUAUAUAACCUCACUGAUUUGGAAAAGUGGGGUUGGCCAGAGUUCAACUAGAGACCAGUGGGGAAUACAAACUGCUGAUGAAACAGACUCACCUCAUUGGCCACUGGACAGUUUGUUGAGCUGCAAGGCCAAAUGCAUACUGUCUAAAUAAGAAAAAAUGGUUGUUGCAAAAGUCUUUAUAAAUGUAUUUUAUUUUAUUUAUAAAAAGUACCCACUUAAAUAAGUGGCAUCUAACUGAUGAACACUAUUUCAGUGGUUCUGGAGCUCCCUUAGCACUUGAGGCUUAAAAUAGGUACAGAUGAUGGAUUUUUUUCACUGGACUGAAUUGUAUACCCUGUACCAUCUGAUUAAAGUGGACGUUCUGUAUAAUUUUGGAUGGUUGCUCUUGUUUCAAGGAAUAGGAAGACCUGAAGAUGGAUCCAACCUCCACUGACAUAAAAAACAUCAGCCUUGUAUGAAUGGUAUCCCCAGCUAUACAUGAAGCAACAGGCCAGAGCUCAGCACACUGAUCUCUCUAUCUUGUCAUUGUACAUGUUGUGUGCUAUCCAUCACUGAGCAGUGGUAUCAUACCAUUGACGGUGUAAGUACCAUAGUUGCAGCGACAGCCCAGAGAGAGUGAUGGAUGGUUCCACCUAUCUACCCCAGUACCAUUGGCUAAGGCUCCAGCGCAGAGCCUCUUCCAAAUGAACCAAAUUACCCUCUCUCUCUACCCCUGCUUUCCACUGGCUAUGCAUUGGGAGAAUGAAAUAUGCCUGCAUUGUCUACCUCAGAAAGAAAAAUCAAUUUCAUUCGUCCAUCUGUGGAUCAAUAGGUACAAUGGGAUUACGGACAUCGAUCUGCCCUCCUUUUGACAUUCCCAAUUCCUUUACAAUUAUAUCAGUGGUUUUUAAGAAAUGCAUUUUGGAAAUCAUAAAAAUUCCAGCAAAUGAUUCCAGAUCCAAAAUUGUAUGCAUACUCACUACUAUAUACAGUGAUGUGAUGUCAGUAACAAAUGUUUUGGUUAAUGCCUUAUAAUGCAUGGGUCAAAAGGCUAGAUCAGCUGAGGUCCAAGUCUGCUUUUAACGAUUGUUCUGUGACUGGUAUAUUUAUUCUGGUUUCUGAUGUGUUCCUUAUUGUGAGGGCUGCUUCCCCCGUGACCGGCUCUCCAGUCCUGUGCCCAUGUGAUUGUGGUUUUUGGACUUCUCUUGGCCUCUUUUUCUGUGGUGCUCUGUUCAUAUUCUUGCUUCUGCCUACUGCACGUUGCCUCAGUGGCCUGUUUCCUGACCAUUUUGAAUAGUCAAGCCUCAAAAACUACAAACUAACAUAAAUAACACUUCUAUCAAUUACCCAUUUACUUUAAUGUGCGAAUGAUUGUUGGUACAAACUUAUCACAGCCAUCGCGUUAGCCUUUGUUUUUUCAAUUAAAGGACCUUCUUGAAUUCACUUAUUUGAUAUAAACUCCAAAAAUGUUGACCAGUUACUACAGUAAGCAAUAGUCACAUCUAAACGUAAGGGCAUUUCGACUGUCUUGUGUUUAUAUGCAAAAUAUUUAGUAACUAAUCCAAAAACUAAUGUGGCACCAGGCCUACAUCUUUACUAUCUACUAAUACUGUGGAAAAGUCAUUUUAUUUCGGUAUUAAAACAGAAAAUGAGAAAAUAAAAUGUCUAAACCAUCAGUCAGAAGGUUCAACUUUGAUUACCUUUAAGUUUGAUAAUCCGUCUGAUAAAAGUAAUCAUCAGAAGUGCUCAUAAUCAGUGAUUUCAAAAUUUUUAACUGAACUACUGUCACUUUUGUUGUAAAUUGGUUAAAACACAAAGGGAGCUGUGGCUAUAAGUACAGCUGUGUGCUAUGCAAGCAAACUGCAGUUACUUGUGACAUGGAAAAUGGAUCAUUUGUAAUGCUACCAGAAAGGGAUGUGGUAUUAAAUAAAUGGUCAAGCUAUUGAUGGACAAAGGUCAGUUGAUAAAGCCACCUUUAAAGCUUUAGUGAGGGAUACUAAAAUGACAUUAUGGACCUACUUGUGAAGGAUUACACUUGAUGUGCAGUCUGAAUGUUCCCAGGAAAAGCUACACGUUUGCUUUCUGCUGCUGAUGAGAAUAAUUUCUAUAAGAGUCUGUAUAUGGUGGCUGUACUGUCUGUCAAGAGGCCUAAGGGUUUAAAAAGGGAAUCCAGGAGAGGUACAGUUUGGAUAGGGGUGCUCUGAUUGAAGAAGAGAUGGUCUGUAAUCAGUGGACAUGCUUCUGAAAAUGUCUAUUAUUAGAAUCUAAACGCGCCCUUUUGCCCUGCUCAGAAGUGUCUUAAACCAUGAACUAGGUGCAACUGCACACACACCAUUGUGCAUGUGUGUGUUUGAGUGUGUGUAGUCGAAUGAGUGUGAUUUGAUGUACGCAGUCAUCAAUUUACCCAAUGUGUGUCCACUUAAACCUGGUUAAGUGGCAUGGAUGGUAUUUUAUUUGUAUCCAUUUUGUGCCACCAAUGUAUGCACUACUAAAACAUAUCUGUACAAUCCCUCAUGGCCAAAUGUAUAUACUGAAUGUACUGAAUGGGGACCAUGAGGCAAAGAGGUUCAGCCUAAAAUAAAAAUUGGGUUUAUUAAGUUAAA
This is a messenger RNA of Periophthalmus magnuspinnatus, 4336 nucleotides long. RefSeq lists its product as uncharacterized. Gene Ontology annotation, molecular function: phosphotyrosine residue binding. The record is from RefSeq and is a predicted model, not a curated record. The transcript is spliced from 7 exons. NCBI's taxonomy places the organism in Eukaryota, Metazoa, Chordata, Actinopteri, Gobiiformes, Gobiidae. The coding region runs from base 318 to 1733 and encodes 471 amino acids.